AUGCCUCACUAUCAUGCCGACCUGGUGAUGAGGCAUACCUACGUCCGAAGAGAGGUUGUGCCUCCGCACCGACUGCCAUUCUUGGUGCCCAACGCCUCUCAGAUUCCCAACAUGCCAUCUUUGGUAGUAAGAGCUCCCGCCUCGGCGGAGACAACCUCAAGUCAAGGCAAAGCCACCAGCAUGACGAUGACCACUGUGUUGCCUGUCGUACUUGGUGCUGGUGUCCCUAUUAUUGUUGCCAUUGUGGUCCUGAUUAUUCUCCACCGACGACACGUCAAGAAGCUUCUGAGCGAGGACGCCAACGACAAACACAAAUCUCUCGAUUUUGGUAUGGAUGUCGUGGGUCCUCCAGCAGGACGCAAAAAGAUGCCGAACGGUCUGCCCCAGAUGGUGGAACCUACUCAUGCCAAGGGUCUGUCUCUGGACGUGCAUCCAUAUCUCUUACCACCGGGUCUCCACCGUUCUCGGGACUCGCUGCAAUCUCUCUCUCGGUCCAUCGACGAUGACAAAUAUCGCCCAGCUAACUUGGUAACUGAUGCGGGCUCGGUCCGAUCUUUCCCAAGAGGUCGGGACGAUGCAUCGAGCUUCACUGGGUCAACCAACCGGUUCGGAGCCUCGGAAGAGCCAAGCUCGGGUCUAUUGCGAAAUGCUCAACGCAUGUCCCGCUCGUCCCCUCCACUCUACCCCAACUCGCCGAGCGACUCUACUCCGCAGCCCCCUCCUCCAACGUACCAGAACUACCCCGGAUCGCAAUCCGGGUUGACCCCCAGUCCUUCGGAGCAUGAUGAGCAUGGGUUGGCAAUUGGGAGUGCGACCACCGACGCCAGGAACAGUGAGCGGGCUGCUCCAUCAGAGCUACAUUUCAACCUGAACUCGGAGCAUAGUCUUCAUUUCGAGAUUGAAACUCCUCACAAUGGCACUGGCAAUGAGAACAUGCACUAUGAAGAUCGCCUCAAUUUCCCGCUACCGGGACCUACAUCGUCCCAUCAGAAGCCUGAACACAUGCAAAGCUCCACGAUGCAGCUCCCUCGGAUUUCACUACCGGCAAGCGAUGUGACUAGUAGCGAUUAUGGAGAUGAUCGCAAGUCGGAGCUGGUUAUUCCGUCGGGGAAUAUGCAUAGUAUCGAUGAUGCUAAACACGAUGCCAACCACGACAACAAAUCGCCCAACCUGCCAGAGGAGCCUGCGAAUCAGGAAUCUGUAUACGAUGCCCGCCCUGACACUCGCCGGCUGACCCUCGGGGUUCGCCCACUGCCCCCUGAGGAUCCGGCGGACAAUCCGGAGCAGCGUGCGAACCGAAUUCGCUCCUUCUACAAGGAGUACUUCGAUGACAGCAAGCGCGAGACCACGUACAUGGAAGACUACGGUGCUGCCGAUGCCUAUGACGGAGGCUACGUCUAUGAUCCCACCACCGGUGAUUAUUACGAUGCCGCUCCUCCCGCUCCGUUUGCCGACCCCAUCGGCCGUCGCGCCAUGACUCCUCCGCCUCGCGCUCCUCCACGUUUCCAGGGGGCCGCCCGUCACAUGGCGACCAACUCUGCCGGCUUGAACCCAGGCCCGCGUGCAUUCUCCUCGGCAUCUGGCCGGGUCCCUCCUCCCCGAGGGCCCCGAAAGCCAAUGCCUCCUCCUGCACCGCUUCAAAUGCUCCCGACUCCUCAUAUGCUGAAAGAUGAUUCCAUCAUGAUGGCCGCCGACUUCGCACCCGGCAAGAACUUCAGAAACCAGCGUGAAGGUCGCCCAGAGACCCCGACAGGUGGCAAGAUGCCCUUCAGCCCGAGUCUUCGGGCUCACACCCCUCUCGCAUCGGCAUUUGAUGAGCUUGCCGUGAUCCCUAGCCCUCACGCCUUGCGGAAAUCUGGCACAUACACCAGUCUAGACUUCGCCCCGCCGCCCCGCUUCAAGAACAGCGACGGAGGCAGUGACGCUGGUAGCAUCCGCAGCAACCGAACCGGAAUCUCGAAUACUCACAUGAACAACAUUCGUAAUGGUAACUACCGCGUCAGCCGACUGCCUGUGGACACGGUAGGCACCAAGGACGACUUGAUGUCCAGCCUGCGCCCUGAUUGGGAUAUGACUAGAUAG
Molecule: messenger RNA, 2082 nt
Organism: Penicillium atrosanguineum
Lineage: Eukaryota; Fungi; Ascomycota; Eurotiomycetes; Eurotiales; Aspergillaceae
Exons: 3
Coding region: 1-2082 (693 amino acids)
Source: RefSeq, a predicted model, not a curated record